Erinaceus europaeus (western European hedgehog) is the source of this 3981-nucleotide messenger RNA. It is a transcript of the gene ADAM9, whose product is annotated as ADAM metallopeptidase domain 9. NCBI's taxonomy places the organism in Eukaryota, Metazoa, Chordata, Mammalia, Eulipotyphla, Erinaceidae. Gene Ontology annotation, biological process: transforming growth factor beta receptor signaling pathway; cell-cell adhesion mediated by integrin; membrane protein ectodomain proteolysis. Gene Ontology annotation, cellular component: plasma membrane. Gene Ontology annotation, molecular function: metalloendopeptidase activity; integrin binding. The transcript has 22 exons. Bases 195 to 2651 code for a protein of 818 amino acids. The record is from RefSeq and is a predicted model, not a curated record.
CCUACGUCAGUUGAGCGAGCGCGAUGUUGAGAGCUAGCAGGGCCCAGAGCCGAGUUGCGUCAGUGCAGAGCGCGCGCUCGUGCCCGGGUGCGCGCAGCUGGCCAGCUCUGGGGCCUCGGCCGGCUGGGAAGUGAUGGAGCUGGCGGAGGCGGAGGAGACGGAGAGCUGAGUGCUGACCUGCGGCCUCUGCGGAGAUGAGAUCGGGCGCAGGUUCGCUCUUUAGGAGCCUCGGCUUCCAGUGGCUGCUGUUUGGUUUGCUGGGCCCAGUCCUGGCUGGGUUUCGGCCAGAUAAUCAACAGACCUCACAUCUCUCUUCUUAUGAAAUUAUAACUCCUUGGAGAUUAAUUAGAGAAAGAAGAGAGGCUCCUAGGCUCUAUUCUGGAAAGAUAUCCUAUGUUAUUCCAGUUGAAGGAAAAGAGCAUGUUAUUCAUUUGGAGAGAAACAAUGACCUUUUACCCAAAGACUUUGUGGUGUAUACAUACAACAAGGAAGGGGCUCUGAUCUCUGACUAUCCUGCUCUACAGAAUCAUUGUCAUUAUCGAGGCUAUGUGGAAGGAGUUUACAAUUCAUCCAUUGCCCUUAGCAACUGCUUUGGACUCAGGGGAUUGCUGCAUAUAGAAAAUACAAGUUAUGGGAUUGAGCCCCUGCAAAAUAGCUCUCGUUUUGAGCACAUCUUUUAUCGAAUGGAUGAUGUUCACAAAGAACCUCUGAAAUGUGGGGUUUCCAAUAAAGACACAGAAAAAGAAACCCCAGGUCACACACAAGAAGAUCCUCCUGACCACAUUCAACUACUUCGAAGACGAAGAGCUGUCCUGCCACAGACACGAUACGUGGAGCUAUUCAUUGUGGUGGACAAAGAAAGGUAUGACAUGAUGGGUAGAAACCAGACUGCAGUAAGAGAAGAGAUGAUUCGUUUAGCAAACUAUUUGGAUAGCAUGUAUAUUAUGUUAAAUAUUCGAAUUGUGCUAGUUGGACUGGAGAUUUGGACCAAUGGAAACCUGAUUAACAUAGUUGGAGGUGCUGGUGAUGUGCUGGGGAAUUUUGUACAGUGGCGGGAGAAGUUUCUUAUAACACGGCAGAGACAUGACAGUGCACAACUAGUUCUGAAGAAGGGUUUUGGUGGCACUGCAGGAAUGGCAUUUGUGGGAACAGUGUGUUCCAGGAGUCAUGCAGGUGGAAUUAAUGUGUUUGGACAAAUCACUGUGGAGACAUUUGCAUCCAUUGUUGCUCAUGAGUUGGGCCAUAAUCUUGGGAUGAAUCAUGAUGAUGGCAGAGAUUGUUUUUGUGGAGCAAAGAGUUGCAUCAUGAAUUCAGGAGCAUCAGGUUCCAGAAAUUUUAGCAGCUGCAGUGCAGAGGACUUUGAGAAACUAACUUUAAAUAAAGGAGGAAACUGCCUUCUUAAUAUUCCAAAGUCUGAUGAAGCCUAUAGUGCACCUUUCUGUGGUAAUAAAUUGGUGGAUCCUGGGGAAGAAUGUGACUGUGGUACUGCAAAGGAAUGUGAGCUGGACCCUUGCUGUGAAGGAAGCACCUGUAAGCUUAAAUCAUUUGCAGAGUGUGCGUAUGGUGACUGUUGUAAAGACUGCUGGUUCCUUCCAGGUGGUACUUUAUGUCGUGGGAAAACUAAUGAAUGUGAUGUUCCAGAAUACUGCAAUGGUUCUUCUCAGUUCUGUCAACCAGAUGUUUUUAUUCAGAAUGGAUAUCCUUGCCAGAAUAACAAAGCCUAUUGUUACAAUGGCAUGUGCCAAUAUUAUGAUGCUCAGUGUCAGGUCAUCUUUGGCUCAAAAGCCAAGGCUGCCCCAAGAGAUUGUUUCAUUGAUGUGAAUUCUAAAGGUGACAGAUUUGGCAAUUGUGGUUACUCUGGCAAUGAAUACAAGAAGUGUGCCACUGGGAACGCUUUGUGUGGAAAGCUUCAGUGUGAGAAUGUACAAGAAAUGCCUGUAUUUGGAAUUUUGCCUGCUAUUAUUAGUACUCCUGGUAAAGGCACCACAUGCUGGGGUGUGGAUUUCCAGCUUGGAUCUGAUGUUCCAGAUCCUGGGAUGGUGAAUGAAGGCACACGAUGUGAUGUUGGAAAGAUCUGUAGAAACUUUCAGUGUGUAAAUGCUUCUGUUCUGAAUUAUGACUGUGAUAUUCAAAAUAAGUGUCACGGACAUGGGGUAUGCAAUAGCAAUAAGAAUUGUCACUGUGAAAGUGGCUGGGCUCCCCCAAAUUGUGAGACUACAGGAUAUGGAGGAAGUGUAGACAGUGGACCUACAUAUAAUGAAAAGAAUACUGCAUUGAGGGAUGGACUUCUGGUAUUGUUCUUUUUAAUUGUUCCCCUUAUUGUACUUGCUGGUUUUGUAUUCAUCAAAAGAGAUCAACUAAGGAAAAGAUGCUUCAGAAAGAAGAGAUCACAAACAUAUGAAUCAGAUAGCAAAAAUCAAGCAAAAGUUUCUAGGCAACCAGUGGGCGUUCCUCGACAUGUUACUCCAGUGACUCCUCCUCGAGAAGCUCCUAUAUUUGCAAAUAGAUAUCCAGUACCAACUUAUGCAGCCAAGCAACCUCAGAAGAUCCCAUCAAGGCCACCUCCACCACAACCAAAAGUGUCACCUCAGGGAAAUCUAAUUCCUGCUCGUCCUGCUCCUGUUCCACCUCUAUAUAGUUCCCUCACUUAAUUUUUUUUUUCAAAUCUCUCCUUUUGUGGAUAUCUUCAGGGAACUGAGCUGAUUUUUUUUUCCUGAUAUUUUUCUUGAAAAGCCUUUCUUCCUGCUGCAACUAUGAAUGAAAAACAAAUUACCACAAAAACAAACUUUACUAAUACAGAAAAAAAAAAAAAGUUGAGUGGUAGGAAUAAAGAAAUGUAAGAAAUGCAGUAAAGCCAAGGAAUUUAGAAUAUCUUUUCACUUCAGUCGUUGAAUAAGUCUUUUUUUAGUCAAAUGUCUUGUUAAAGCACUUACCAUGGAUUACGUUACUUUUAACACAUUAUUGUAAUGGCUCUUAAACUGAUUGCAUUGGUUUAAUUAUACCAUUAUGUGCUUCAGUAUAAUUUUGAACUCUGACCUUAGUUAUCAUUAACAUAGCUUCUGGUUAAACCUGGGGUAAUCUAAUAUCUAUGAAUACUGAAUAAUUUGGCUGCUGAUAAUGACUAAUAUUUUUCAUCUUGCAUGAAUUAACAAUCAUCAGAUACUAGCAUCUUUUCUAUUCCAUUUGCUACAUGAAUAAACAAAUAUUCUGUCUUUAAAAAAUGCAUAUACUAUAAUUCAAAUAUCAUAAUAUUACUUUGGAAGUACAGAGUACACUGAAAAUAAUGUUAUGUGUAUAUUCACACAGUUACCUUUCAUUUUCUGGAUCAGCUUGUGGAUAAAUGGUUCCAUGGAUUCUAUAAAUAAUUGAGUCAAUGGAUCUGCCUAUGGAUAUGAAUAUUAGAAAAGUUAACUUAAUUGAAAUUCUAAUUUGCAUCAUAGCACCAUUUUAUAUUAGAAUUAUUUUAAAUAUAGAUCUUAAGGUACGAAGUAUUUAAUAGAGCUAAUCAGGUAGGCUGUUGAUUCAUGGCUCUAACAAAGCAGGAGCAAUUAUAAUAUCCAUGGAGCUGUCAUAAAAACCACUUGAGAAUGUCAUGAGCACUUUAAGUCUAAGAUAUGAAUUUUUAGCGCUUGCUAUUAAUGUAAUUUAGAAUGUUUACAUUUGUUAAAGUGUGCUGGAUCAUGUUUCUCUCUCUCUUGAAACUAAUGUUCUCACAGAAAUAAGGCCGGAGAAAGGAGAGAAGAAAGUUUUCUUAGAUAUGUGCAAAAAAAAGUAUGGUGUCUGAAUUAUACCAAUUGUGUUUCAAAAAUGAAUUUUUACUAAUGGAAAAAUGGUGUGAAUGGUAAAAUUUUAAGCACUUAAACUUUUUCAUAGCCUUUCAUAUUUCAUAAUAAAGUUUAAUAAGUUUAACUGAUUUUCAUUAGUUUUUCAAAAAAAAUCAGUUUGUGUAUAUUUACAAUAAAUAAAAUACUUGAAAUUGUG